Anisakis simplex (herring worm) is the source of this 336-nucleotide messenger RNA. NCBI's taxonomy places the organism in Eukaryota, Metazoa, Nematoda, Chromadorea, Rhabditida, Anisakidae. The record is from the annotation of a GenBank genome assembly.
UUGCUCACAACGCUGAACGCGUCAGAUGCAGACCGUGGUUAUGCGGGUAUUUUACAAUUCGCGUGUUGGGAUGAACUGUUCGAAGUGAAUGUGCACAGUGGUGAGUUGAGGGUUGCGGGUCGUCUUCAUGAAUUGAUGCAUCGUGAGAUAUCAAACAACGAUUCGACAAACGAAAUGAGUAUUCAGCAUCGUUUGAAUAUUAUGGUGUGUGAUAUGGGUGAUCCCGUCAAAUGCACCAACGCUACACUCAACGUUACUGUUGUGGACAGUAACAACAAUGCACCUUUAUUCGAUAAGGUCCUUUCAUACUCAUCUUCAUAUUUGUGGUUUCCUUAA